Molecule: messenger RNA, 576 nt
Organism: Aspergillus clavatus NRRL 1
Lineage: Eukaryota; Fungi; Ascomycota; Eurotiomycetes; Eurotiales; Aspergillaceae
Exons: 1
Coding region: 1-576 (191 amino acids)
Source: RefSeq, a predicted model, not a curated record
AUGGCUCCACAAUAUCUCAGGAUGAUCGAUACCAUACUGACCGUCCCGGGUACCACCCUGGAAGCCGAGCAUCAACGCCGGAUUGAUGCGAUUGAUGCUAUGAUGGCCUUCUGGCCGGUGGAGGAGGGGCGGCCUACUCCGCGAACUCAGCCUUGCCGUCGACCUGUGCCCGAGGCCGACAAUUCGCCCCGCCCGGCCAAGCGACAGCGGGACUUGGUGGAAGACGAGGCCGAGAUUGCUCUGCGGGAAGCGGUGGAAUCCGUACAGGUCACGUGUCCCAAACAACGAUCCCUGAUAUGCUUUGUCUGUUUAGGAUAUCCCAAUCUUUCGUUCCCCAACCGGCUCUCCAAGUAUAAAACGCCGGGAUCUCUCACCCGGCAUUUCCUUCGGUUCCACAUCAACCCCCCGUGGCCGGAUGAAAGGUUUGGGUGUAGUAUGUGCGAAGGAGAACCACUUCGACAUAAAUUUGAUCUUUUGAGCCACGCAGAGAGGCGCCACGGAACAGUGGUGAAGGGCGAAACUCAGAGCCAGCUAGCAUUGGAAUACCAACGGAUUCAUCAGGGGUGGGUGUCAUGA